AUGGCGUCGUCACCGAACACGAAGUCCACGAGCACGCCAGAGACCGUGCGCGGCGAGCACCAGUUCGACGUCGCAGGGUACAGCCGCAAGCAGGGCGCCGGCGCCGGCACCGUCCUCACCUCCGCCACCUUCGCCGCCGGCGGCUUCGACUGGGCGAUCCGCUACUACCCUAACGGGAAGGGCAACGAUGAGUUCGUGUCCACCUUCGUCCGGCUCGUGACACCGAACGCCACCACGCGGGCGCUGUUCGACCCCCGGCUGGUGGACCGCGCCACCGGGCUGCCGCGGUCGGUGCGCCGGAGCACGGCGCCGGUGGCGUUCGGCGCGGGCCGCGCCGGGAAGCGCGAGCGGGGCGCCCGCACGUUCAUGGCGAGGGCCGAGCUCGCGGCGUCACUGGCCUUGCUCGCGGCGCGGUCUCCGGUGCUCAACGCCGAGCUCUCCGGGCCGCCGGCGAAGGAGGAGGAGGGCGCAGGUGAGGCGGUGGCCGUCGACGGCGUGACGCCUCUGGUGUUCAGGACCCUGCUCCACUUCAUCUACACCGACGCGCUGCCCGGCCUGGGCGAUCUUGGCCUCUGGAGUACCGAGAACUGGCUGAAGCAGAUAUGCAGGGCCAUCCUGCAGGAAGAACUUGAUGCGGAGACCGUGGCAGCUGCGCUGGAUUCUGCUGGUCAAAACCGCCAUUGCCAGGAUCUUGGAGAUGGUUGUGUUCAGUUCAUGCCGUCGUCUGGAUUGGAAGGAUGA
Messenger RNA from Panicum virgatum (switchgrass), 741 nucleotides. Its product is annotated as BTB/POZ and MATH domain-containing protein 3-like. The transcript is spliced from 3 exons. Gene Ontology annotation, molecular function: protein binding. The record is from RefSeq and is a predicted model, not a curated record. NCBI's taxonomy places the organism in Eukaryota, Viridiplantae, Streptophyta, Magnoliopsida, Poales, Poaceae. Gene Ontology annotation, biological process: protein ubiquitination. Bases 1 to 741 code for a protein of 246 amino acids.